Molecule: messenger RNA, 1755 nt
Organism: Ustilago hordei
Lineage: Eukaryota; Fungi; Basidiomycota; Ustilaginomycetes; Ustilaginales; Ustilaginaceae
Exons: 1
Coding region: 1-1755 (584 amino acids)
Molecular function (GO): oxidoreductase activity
Source: RefSeq, a predicted model, not a curated record
AUGAAGAUUGCAGUCAUAGGCGCCGGAGUCUCAGGACUAUCCUCCACUUGGGCUCUCAACGAGUACUCAUGCCAUGAAGUGCACCUGUUCGAACCACUAGCAUGGAUUGGUGGGCAUGCCAACACGGUUUCCUUUACUCCUCCUACUUGCGCCUCAUCCUUAUCCGCACCUUCAACUCCCGUAGACACUGGGUUUAUCGUCUUCAACCAGGAUACCUAUCCGAACUUUCUUGCAUUUCUCAAGCUUGCUGGGAUUGCGAUUCUCAACUCUGACAUGUCGUUUUCUGUGAGCCGUUACUUGGGAGGUUAUGGAGCGUUCGAGUGGGCAGGUGGUAGUGUCGGAGCUCUGUUUUGCCAGACGAGUAACCUUUUCAACCCAGCUCAUUGGAGAAUGGUAUGGGAUAUAAUCCGUUUCAACCAACAAUCCCUUGAUUACCUCCGCACUUGCCACCAAAGCGAGAAACAAGGCCGCGGUGGGAAAAGGGAGGAGAGUAUCGGCGAAUGGUUAGAUCAACGCAACUACUCUCCCUCGUUCCGCAAAAACUACCUGAUCCCAAUGACAGCUUCCAUCUGGUCAACCGCUCCAGAAACGGCGCUCUCCAGUUUCCCCGCUUUGACCCUCCUCCGUUUCAUGCACAACCAUCACUUACUCCAGAUCCUAAACCGACCACAAUGGUUGACCGUCAAAAACGCAAGUCACUCCUACGUCCAACGCAUUAUGUCUAAGCUUCCCCAAGCGAGGUUACAUCAGGGUCGCCAGAAGGGGCAGGUGGUAGCGGCAUGGGUAGAUGCCAAGACGGCCAAGUGGACCAUCAAAACUGCCGAUCGUAAGCAACAGAAAGGAUGGGAUAGGGUCAUCUUUGCAUCUCAUGCAGAUCAAACCAUGCAAAUCUUGACCCAAGGAUAUGCACUCGGCAACGGCGGAGAGGGAGAAGCGCUGAAAGAGGCUGUAGGGCUUUUGGCGAACUUUGCUUUUAGCCAAAACAGUGCCGUCUUGCACAGUGAUGUGAGGUUGAUGCCAAAGAGAAGGCAUGCUUGGUCAGCUUGGGAUUUCUUAGCUGAAACUGUCACCUCUUCUGCUUCCACCGGUGCUGCAAUCUGCAAUGAGACUGCCAAAGAAGGAAGGAAACAAGUAGCAAACUCAAGCGACGUAGACCGUGUAUCGCUCACUUACUACAUGAACCUACUCCAGUCCCUACCCGAAAGCAAAUUUGGCCCAAUCCUAGUCACCCUAAACCCCACCACAGACCCCUGCUCCCCUUACACACCCCGACGAGAACUAGUGCUUAAACACCAAGCUUACACACACCCUAUCUAUACGCGACAUUCCGUCGCUGCGCAGCGCCAACUCGGAAAUUUGCAAGGCGUACAAGGUGCCUAUUUCGCAGGUGCCUGGACCAACUAUGGCUUCCACGAAGACGGUUUCAGCUCAGGUUUGAAAGCAGCAGAGCGCAUAGAAGGCGUCUAUCUGCCAUUUGAGAUCAGGGAUGCUGAGAGGCACCUUCCCAGGCAGAAGCAGUGGCAAUGUACCCUGGUGGAAAGCGUAGAUGCCUUGGGAAGAGGUCCAGUGGUGAGGCGCCUGACAGCGGUCGUUUGCUGGCUGGUGGUGUAUCUUUUGGCCGUGUUGCAGAUGAUACUGAUGAUCACAGGGGUUAGCAGGCAUGUUUGGAUGGGAGUGGGCAGGGUUAAAGGCUAUUGGAGGCAUUCUUUGCGUGGUCUUGAUGGUGGGGAGACCAAGGAGAUUAAAGCAAACUAG